CCCGAGUGCUUCCUCUGGAGACCUUUUUUUAACUUCUUUGGUUAUGCUUUCCGACUGAUGUUUAUAUGUAGGGUGUUACGGAAGAUCGCCGUUGGAAAUGCAGUAGCUUUCUUUAAAUAGUUUCGAAGAGUGCUUGCUACCAAUUGUACACCAGAUAUUUAUCUCCGAACGGUUUUUAAACACCAAAUGCACCUUAACGUUAAAAUACGAUGUCUUUUAAAAUGCACGCGUUAACUUAAUUGUACAGCACAUAAUGUCGCUUACCCGUUGUGUACGGUCCCUCGGUGCUGCGGAGGUGUCAGGCAUGUCUGCGGGGCUCUAAAGAGGGGUCCUGCGCCAGCAGCCGGAGCAGUGGGCACUUCCUCGUGAGUGUAAAUAUGGCAGCGAAGGCGGUGUGGGGUUGAUCUUUCUUUCCAUUAAAAAAUGGGACAGCCGAAAAGGUAGCAUAGAUUCCGGCAUUGCUACAAACGUUCCGUGGUCUAGACAUGAAACGGGUCUAGCGUAUUUUAUUUCUCGGAUAAAGAGUGCAGAUCCGCGCAGCGUGGCGUGCGUGCGGCCAGCUGGUGACUUUUGGAAAGGCUGCACCUGGUUGAAUACGUAGCGUUAGUGGUCUGCCUGGUUUCAGUUUCACUAUGGCUAUCGCCCAGUUUCGCUUGUUUAGGAUUUGUACAUGCUUAGCAACGGUGCUGUCUUUCUUUAAAAGAUUAAUAUGCAGGUCUGGAAGGUUACGGAAACUGAGUGGGGACCAGAUCACUUUACCAACAACGGUGGAUUUUUCCACAGUGCCCAAACAGCCUGAGAUUGAAGAAUGGAGUUCCUGGGAUGAGGAAGCCCCUACGAGUAUUAAGAUUGAAGGGGGAAACGGUAGUGUUGUGCCCCAGCAAAAUGAUACCGAGGCAGAGGAGCCCGAUUAUUUCAAAGACAUGGCACCCACCAUCAGGAAAACACAAAAGAUUGUCCUGAAAAAGAGGGAUCCAAUGAAUUUCGCCGUCUCUGACAGCAAUGCGGGAUUCUCCAGCAGGCUAGCAGUCACCCAGGACAUGUCUUUUAAUCAGCCUUCUGCCGAGCUUGGAGAUUUACACACGUGGCAGGAAGAUUCCAAUGCCUGGGAAGACGAGGCCGAUGCCGCCUGGGACGCUGAGGAAGUAUUAAGGCAGCAGAAAAUGGCAGAAAGGGAGAAAAGGGCUUUGGAACAACAGCGGAAGAAACUGGAAAAGGAAGCCCAAAGACUAUCAAAAAAGGAACAGAAAAUUGCCGUCAAGCUUUCAUAACAUUAAAUGAUUCCUGGACAUGCUGUAAGCCAGAAACAUGCCGGAUUACAUUAAAUUGCCAUCCUUUUGCAUAAUAGGUUUUGAUAAGGUAGUAACAGUUCAUAACCCACUGUGUCCCCUACAAUUCCACCAGCAGCCUUUAUCUGUCAUUCUGGUGUCUGUGGCUUGAUUUUAAAACAAUACACUGUAAUUAGAAAACCAGAACGUUUUUCUGCUGCAGCCAUUUUUCAGGAAUUAUUGUAAAUAUAAAAAUGGACACCCGAAGAACAUGUUUGCUUUGUCUUAUUUAUAAAGUUUCAGGCUGGGGCUGUGAAAAAUGUUCAUUUCAAUCUUGUGGACUUUUUGGUUAUUUCUUUAUCACCUUGUUCAAUUCCAGUGCUUUAAAGGUAAAACUUAAUUUAAAAAAAAAACACAUUGAGGCUGAUUAGCAGUAGUCUUAGACUUGCUUUUCUAAAUUAACAUUCAGUAGGAUUCCGGAUUCUUGCGAUACAAGGCCUGUAAAACUACUGGUUAUAAUUUAAAAGUUGUACAGCAUUGUAUAAACCACCCAAAGAACGUAGUAUAUACUAUGAAUAUAGAAUGCAGUGCGUACAGUAUGUUUAUUUUAAUGACAAUUGAAAUAUGCAAACAACAUUCUUAAAAUGAUAAAACAGUAUAGAAGUGUUUGAAGAAAUGAGUGUAAAUAAACUAAAAAAUUGUAUGUAUUAUAUAUCAAGGAAAUGAUAUUCUGUGAAAUGCUUGCUAUUAUCUUCACUAUUAAAUUAAUUCACACUCUAGUUAGUGGACAGAAAAAUGGAACUUAAAUAGUGCUGUCAUUAAAUAGGGCAUCAGGCUAACAGGUGCAACAUGGCCUAUACUGUAUGUGUCAUGGGAUAGAGUCUACCAUCGUCUAGGACUCAGGAUAGAUGAAGUAUUAUUCUCUUACAAGAGAGUCAAUCAGUUCACCCCUAGUGGAAAAUGCUGUCUCGGGCGUCGUUCCUGGAUAUGGUGGCUGAGAAGGACAUGACGUGGGUGAGAUCAGUGUUAGGCUCAUCAAACCACUGGGUGACCACAUGUUCUGUGUGGGUGGAGAAACUGUGACGAUGGAAGGCACCCCUCCCAACAGGCAAAGCAUUGACCUUGCACCCAUAUCAGGCCAGGCAAAGGCGGCUCACAAUAUUAUAAAACCCCCAGAACUCUUGAGUGUUGGAAGCAAGCACUCAGGGCUGUAGGUUGGAACCAGUUGUGCACUCUUCUGUUUGUCAAGAACGUGGUGAAAGAUGAUUCAUCUGACUGUCCCAUUUCUCCACUGCUCAGUAGUCCAUUGCUUGUGUUCUUGGUGCCAGUAGACUCACAAACGUGCAAGUUUGAUGUAUAAAUUUGCACACUGCAACUUGACUGUGGCUCCCUCCUCUUUGGAGUCCUCACUGGACCGUUUGUGGUUAAACUCUCUGCUCGCUCGCUCUCCCAGUUUCAUCGGCAGUUGCAAUUCAACUGAAUGCUUUGAUAUCACAAUCUUGGAGUCUGUGCUUCUGCCCACCUGUGGAAAAGCUUGAUUUUAUGCCUCCUUGGCAUUUCCAUGUUUUGUCCAUUAUCUGUAGUUCACCAUGUCAAACCUUGUGCUGCAUUGUAUAUAGUAAUUAUACCGUGUACCCUGAAGUGACAGUUACCUUCAUAGUUAUGUUUCGUGUUCAUGCCCAUGAACACCGACUCACAGUCUUGACUGUUUAACUGGUUUGGUUAAAGUGAUAUUAUUCCAAAGUAAUUUGAAUUAUACAUCUCCUGUUCUGAUGUGGUGCAAACUUGCUUUCAUAAUGUGGAAGGGUUUGCAUAGUGAUGACAAGGUAAUGUUGUAGAAAAACUACAAUGUGAUGGAAAAGUCUUGCAAAUUACACUUUAAGUGUCAUUGGGAACCCUGAAACUGAUUGAAGGGACUUGUAUGAUAAAAAAAUGAACCUUUUAAAGGUGUAAAAUAAAAUGUAAAAAACCUUAUCUUAGGUUUUCAUGCAGGGGAUUGUUUGAUGACAAAAACUAGCAAUCCUUGUUUGAAAGAGAUCGGGUUUUGGUUCCUCACACAUCUCAGAGCAGUUUUUUUUCUAGCUCAUUAAAGCAAUUAAAUACCAAUCUAUUUUUUUUUUUUACUUUCUGGAGCUCUGUCUUCAGUGGCAUACAAGUUUGCCAAGAUGCCCAUCUCUUGAAUAACAUUCAUUCAUCAGUACCAUGUGAUACCAGCCUGAAUCAAAACAUCUGUUGCACUCUGGUCUGUGUUGAAUGUUGAUAAGUGUUUGAAACCAAACUGACAUCUCUCAAAAGUAGUGUUUCUCGAUAUGUGGUGUACAUUCUUGCAUCUUUAGGUUUUUUUUUCAAAGCACAAAACUCUAAAGGCUACGUGGGUUAUGAACAGGAAUUGGAAAGCAGUAUUUAAGAAUGUGUUAGCAACCUUGGGGUUAUGAACCAGACCUAAGUGGAUCACUACUCAAUUUCUUUUUUUUUAAAUUAUUUGUAGUCACUUAUUUUCUGACUAGAUAUAAUCGCAAUCAUUUCAAAGACUGCCAAGUUUUUUUCCAAUAAUUUAAAUGUUCUCCGAAGGAUACGUAAAUGCUAGUCUUUUGUAAAGAAUGAAGGUAAAUUGGAGAAUAUUAGUAAAUGUCCACCUGCUAAUUUAAUUAUUAAAGAGCCCAAGCUCCAUGUUUAGACACAGUAGUGUCAAAUGUAAGGAGUCAGGAGAUUUCUGAAUUAGUCAGAAAAUUAAAACAGUCAAUUUAAGCUGUGCAAUAGCGUUUUUUUAAUUUGUAGAAGUGUGGAAACGUGAGAGACAGAAAAAAAUUGCUGUUACACUGAUAUCUUUUCUUGUAAUUUUUGCCUUUUUAAACAGAAUCAUCUCUUCAAAUACAGGGGGUGGCAAGUUGUUUUUAUGUGUUUUUUUUUUUAAUAAUGAUGUGUGAGAUGCAUGAUUAUUUGUAAACCUGUAUAGGAAGUUUAAUUCCUUCUCAAACAUUCUGGAGGGCAAUAAAGACCACUGUUGCAUCCAACAGUUAAUUUAACAAGAACAUGGGGCAGGGUGAGCCAAAUACUGAGCAGAUUUGAGUUAUUUGGGCAACUGUUUGAAGGGAAAAUAAAAUUGUAAGCUGGUGGUGGUAAUGAAAAGCGGAUGUGAAAUAUAAAUCCCUGCUUUCAUGUUUUCUUUAAAAAAACGUGAUGCUUGAGAUGCAUGAGAUUAUUAAACAAGUAUUCUAUAAUUUGGGAACUGCUAUCUUUGUGUUAUUUAAAUGUUUCUUUUUUUUUUCUUUAUAGGGAAAAUAAAUGUGUCUGAUUUAUAUACAUUUGACAGAUUUGGGUAAAACUUAUUGAAUAUUCAUUUCUGUCUUAUUAUUUAUUAUAAGACAUCUGGUUCUUUAUAAACAAGAAUAAAAUGAUUUGUUUUAGAUUUGGAGAGUGAUUUGCUAUCAACAUCAUGGCCAGUGCUUAAUUAUUUGAAAAGAUGUCUUGAUUUCACAGAAUAACACUGCAGUGGGAUUUCUUACAAUUAUUAAGCUGGUCACAGCUUUAAUUCAGAGUAAUUCAAUUUAGUCAAUGUUUUAAUUAGAAAAAUGUUUUUAUGGCCCAAAGUUUCACUGCAACCUACAGUACAGUUAAAAAAUGGUAGCUUUGUCAAAUUAAUUGUUGUCAUGGUAGCCUGUUCUGACUCAAAGACAAUGAACUAACAAAUUAAUUCAUCAGUGUUCAUCAAGUUAAAACAAAUCAUCUUCUGUUCUUCGAGUGAGCUUCUGUGUGUGUUUUUGUGCAUGUAUCAUAGCACUGCCCUCUUGAUGUGAGCUGAGACUCUUACAUUGCCAAGCCACUAAAUAUAAAUUUCAACCCAUCAUGUGGUCAGCAUCAAAGGAGACUUCUAAAGUGCCUACAAUCAAAUGGAGUCAGUUUGGUGUGUCUGGUCUGCUGAUGAAGACCUUUCAGCUCAAUAAUAUUAACAGGUCCUUAUGCUGAUUGGUUAGAUAGGAUAUAGUUUAGCCAUUAAAGGGUUUAUCUGAAAAAGAUACACACUUCCUUUGUUGACGGUCUUUUUUAAAAUCAAAAACUAGUAUAUAAAAAACAAAUAUUUUAUGAAAAGGGCUGUCUUGAGUGUGCUUCAGCAAGAUAUCAAAACGUUGCAUGGAGCAGAAAAAUAGUCCCUACAGAAUAAAAUCAUUGAAAGUUUUUCAUGGCUUCUUCUUCAUAUUCUGUAGAAUUCAUGGCAAUUGUAAAAUAUAUAAUAGCUUUUCUGUGAUCUCUUUCAGGAAUGCAUGCAGCCUAUUUCUCAAGGACAGAACUCCAAAUAUUUUGGUGGUCACUGUUACUUUUGAAGUUCUUUCUUUCAGGAGGCAGUUUUGUUCCUGGAUACCUCUCAAUAGUCACUCUAAAAUAUCUAUUUAGGAACUUUGGCAACCAUGUUUUUAAUCAGUAUGGCACAUGAUUUUUUCAGGUAAAUUCAGAGUGGACAGCUCUGGAAGGCUGAAGGAUGUUUGUGUUUUUAUUCCAAAGUUCAAGUUUCCAAGUGACUGCAUGAAUCGAAUGGAGCUAAAGUGUUAGACUGUUUCAUGUGAAUUUAGGACAACCUGCAGAAUGUGGUGGGUUAGUGGUGCCCUGAACUGGGAUUGGUCAUCCUUGUGUAGCACAUUUUGUUUGAGAGUUUGGAUACAAUAUUUUGUAAGUGCAGUUUUUUUGUCUUCUGAUUUCUCUAGGAAUCUGCUUGCAAAAACUGCAUUAAGGUCCCGUUGAAGAGCUGUUUUUUUAUUGCAUUGUCCAUUUUCCCUGUCUUAUUUUUGUACUGCAAUGUAUUGAUUCCUGGGUGAUUUCUUUGUUGUAGAAAUGUGCCAUCAGUAUUGCUAGAAUCUCUCAGGUUAUGUAGAAAUAUCAAGUGAUUUGUAAUAUAGAAUUAGACGAGAUUAAUUAAAAAAACAAAACUCCAUCUUGUCAUGGUCCUUGUUUAAUAGUCAUAAAUCUUUUAAUACAUUAAAAUAUACCAAAAAUUUGUGAAUAUAAGACUUGAGUGUAGUGUAUUUCUGUGACAACACACACAUUUUCUUGUCAACCAAUCAUACAUGUGAGCAGGUUAUAUGAAUUACUAUUACUUUUUAUAAGAGUAGUGAAGUGUUUUUUCUUGGUGGAGAGAAGUGUUAUGCUGUUCAGCUUUAUUUAAGUGAUCUUCCUAAAUGAGACAAAAUUAUGUAAUUUUGAAUUUUGACGAAUUUCCUCCUCAGCUGCCUGUGUUAUAAAAUGCAGGACAAAAACAAGAAGAUUUCCUGCACACUUAAAGCAUUGGCGCAGAAAACCAAAACCUCAACACACUUUCCAUAUUCCCAAGCUUAACCAUGAGUUGACGGCAUGGGCUGUUUUUAUCAGAGACAGUGGAAUAAGUUCCAGUUCCAGUAUCGAUUUAUCAGAAUAAAAGCCGGGUUAUACGCUUAAAAUUACUUGUCCACCCAUUUUUCAGUGAGCAGUCCUUUUAAUUGUUCUUAGCAUGUUUCACUACAGCAGGGGAGGAAAAACACAAUUACUAUUCAAGAUGUCUAAUGCAUUUCUGUGGUACUCACUUCUUAAGGGAAUUACAUUUCGGUCUGCAUUAUACUAGAUACCUAAUGGAGACGUGUACAGUGCUUCAGCAACAGGCGUUUCUUUUCAGAAAGGUUCAUGUCUAUUACUGUAUAUGGGUUACUCUAAAGUAUUAAGUUAUGUACAGUGGCAUCCCUUUUGGCCAGCUCAAAUGGCAUGAAAUGAAAUGAAAAAGAGGCUUUGUCUCAUAACCACCAUGUAAGCACACUCUUCUCCAGAAUGUUGCUCUUAAAUGAGCAGUGUGGAAUUGGGAGAUACUGUCAUCCUUUCAUAUUGUCCAACAAACCACGUUCUUCUGAAUGUUCUAGUUUCCUCUCACAUCACAUCGUUAAUAAAAGCAGUUCACCAAAAGGUGUACUGUAUUUUAAAAAAAAAAUAAAAAAGUGAAGCAAUAGGAAAUUUAUUUUAAAAAAUAUAAAAAGUGAAGCAAUAGAAACUGUAAACAUUGUCACAAUUGUUAGCAAUUGUUAUUGCUACAUGCUGUGUAUCCCUGAUUUAAUAUUUGAUGUAUUAAUGUAAAUACCCAUGUGUUCUGUAAAUAGGAUGUAAUCGAGCUCAUCACCUAACCAAACAUUUCUGCUAGUUUCAAUCUGAUAGCAAAGUCUUCAUUACUCUGCAAGUGUUUGAAACAAAAGUGCAUUGCUGUCUGUUGUGUUAUUUCCUGUGCAAUUUUUAAAUAAAAUAACUUUCACAAUU
Molecule: messenger RNA, 7535 nt
Organism: Lepisosteus oculatus (spotted gar)
Lineage: Eukaryota; Metazoa; Chordata; Actinopteri; Semionotiformes; Lepisosteidae
Gene: ebag9
Product: estrogen receptor binding site associated antigen 9
Cellular component (GO): secretory granule
Source: RefSeq, a predicted model, not a curated record